This is a messenger RNA of Uranotaenia lowii, 1359 nucleotides long. Its product is annotated as carboxypeptidase B-like. Lineage: Eukaryota; Metazoa; Arthropoda; Insecta; Diptera; Culicidae. The transcript has 3 exons. The record is from RefSeq and is a predicted model, not a curated record. Gene Ontology annotation, molecular function: metallocarboxypeptidase activity; zinc ion binding. Gene Ontology annotation, biological process: proteolysis. The coding region runs from base 7 to 1359 and encodes 450 amino acids.
UUUACAAUGAUAGUAGCAAAAGUGGGAAUAGUUUUGUUAACCUGGACGGCUUUAGUGGUAGCUAGAAAAACAUAUUCUGGUUACAAAGUGUUUGAAAUACAGCAACACAAUGAAGAAGAAGUCAAUGCCAUUCAGGACUUGUAUAGAAAUCACGAAAAUCUUGAUUUUUGGCAUUUGUCAAGAAUUGUUGGUGAUACCGUGCGUGUAAUGGUCCCACCGCAAGAUCAACCAGCAUUCACAAACUUUACAAUUACUAAAGGACUUGAGUUAAGGGAGCUCCCAAUCGAUUUGCAAAAAGUAAAUAAGCAAAUUAUCGAGGUCACCACUAAGCAAACAAAUAUAACCGAAUUGAUAACGAAGAAGUUUUUGCGCCACGGUGAAAUUAACCAAUACCUCUCGGAGCUAGCUGCCAAGUACCCAUCCAGAGUACGCGUAGAAGAAAUCGGGAAAUCAACUGAGGGACGUUCCAUGAAAACCAUAACAAUUGCUGCGAAAGACAAUCCGGAACAGAAACCGGUGGUGUUCGUUGAUGCAGGAAUACAUGCAAGGGAAUGGAUAGCGCCUUCAACUGCGCUCUAUAUAAUACAACAACUGGUAGAAUACCCGGAUAGAAACGAUGCAGCGUUGUUGGAGAAAUUUAACUGGAUCAUUCUACCGGUCGUAAAUCCUGACGGAUACGAAUAUUCUCAUACUGACGAUAGAUUGUGGCGAAAAACUCGAAGCACCAGCUUUACCAGCUUUAUCUGUCAAGGAACUGACGCGAAUCGAAACUUCGAGUAUCACUGGGCUGAAGUGGGUGCUUCAGACAAUCAAUGUUCUGAGAUUUUCCACGGUCCAGAAGCUUUUUCUGAGCCGGAAACACGCGCCAUUCGCAAUGAACUACUACGGCUUAAAGGGCGGUGCCAGUUUUAUCUCACAUUACAUUCGCACGGUCGAUAUUUGCUUUAUCCGUGGGGUUGGACUGAUAGUUUGCCGGAAACUGUGGACGAUCUCAACGACGUAGCUAAAGCAGGAUAUGAAGCAAUUUUAAGUGCCAUCGGAUUGAAAUAUACUUUCGGAACCUCCACCAACGUUCUGUAUGCGGCAGCAGGUGGUAGCGAUGAUUGGGCAUUUGCCGAGGCUGCUGUUCCAAUAUCUAUCACUAUGGAAUUGCCGAGUGGUGGCGCUAGUGGUUUUGAUCCUGCUCCUGAACUUAUUGAAGCUUACGUUAUGGAAGGUUGGGUUGGUAUCAAAGCGAUGGCGCUCAAAGUGGCUGAGAAAUAUCCUGUUUUGGUGACCAACGGGAGUGAAAAGUUCUCCUGCUUCUCUGUUUUAUUGUUUUUGACCGGUCUUGUCAUAAGCGUUUUACGAAAGCCAUAA